AUUUAAUCGGGACACUUGCACUGGAUAACCCGCAGUUUUACUUCCCUCCCUUUCUUCUCCCUCUCACCGACCGCCGUGGUUGACAAAGCUCAAGUCUUGACAAACACCACAAACCUGACUACCAUGACGCGGACUCGACAUGUUGGCCGCCAACAUACCAAGGAAUCGCCAUCCUCAGGCAUUUUAACGUGGGUAGCUCGAGCCGCCGCCGCCGCCCGGCUGCAAAACACAUCCGGCGGGCAGGAUCACCCACACACUGGCCCUUCCACAGACCGCCACCGGGGAUCAGGCACUCGCCGGCCUGCCUACCCUCCAGUGACCAAGCCUAUUCCGACGGUGAGGAUUGUCCUGCGCCCGCUUGACCCCCGGUACUGCGGACUCGCCGUCACGGUGCCAAAGGACGCCGACCACUCCUGUCUAGUACGCGCCAUCCGGAAGUGGUACGAUCGGGAGGACCAGCGUCUGGCUACGCGCAGCUUGUUUCGUUUCUACGAUUCCAAGGGGAAACAGCUAGACUUCACCCCUGAAAUCACCAGCGACGAGACGGAAAUUUGGUACAGCGUAUCAAAGUCCGAGCGGCACUUCUCGAGCUGGAAGUUUUCGGACUGGGCAGAUCGCGAGGAUCGGGCUCUCGAUGUGCUCCUCGCUGCGGAGAUUCUCUCCUCCAUCGGAGCAGGCGUGACCGUUGGAGAGCUGAGGCAGACGGUGGCUGAUCAGAUGGGCAUCCAGGACGCCAACAGAGUCGCUCUCAUCGUCCGAGAUGGCAUGCGUCCUGGGGCACUACAAGGGAACCACUGGUGCCUCGGCAAACUCAAAACGUGGCUCUGCCGCUGGAUCUCGAUCGCCUUAGCUCCAGAGCGUGGUUAUGUCAUCCUUCGUGGUGUGCACGGGGUGUUUGUUUACCAUCCCAGAAGAAUCCAAGUGGGCACGCGGAUGCAUCUAAGCUCGGUGGCGGAUUACAUCACCACUCGAGUAUUCCAAAGCCCGUACCCAUGUCGGAUGAGCGAACUGAGCGGCCAGAGCGACCUCGAGCUCGAUCUAGAUGGCACAAUGCAAAACCCCAGGACCGCCACCGUGAAAUGGGGUGCCACAUACGACUUCCGUCUCUCCCACAACCUCGCCGAAGCCGUCAUACUCGAAGGUCCCUGGACCAUGGAGACAACCAAGCAGUGCAGCAUUUGCAUCGACGACAAGUCACGGGACGAGAUGCCCGUCCAGAUCACGCCCCGUUGCACGCACCAGCCCACCGCCUGCAAGGACUGCCUCGGGGAGUGGCUACGGUCCAGCAUCGAACGUGGUGCUUGGGACCGACUGCAUUGUCCAGACUGCCCCGAGGUCCUAAGCUGGCAAGACGUCAAACGGCACGCCCCCGAAGGGACAUUCAACCGAUACGACACGCUAGUCACCCGCGCGACGCUCACCAAGGACCCAACAUUCCACUUCUGCCUCUCCCCAGCAUGCGGAUCGGGUCAGAUGUACGAGGCGGCAUGCCCGCGAUUCGAGUGCAUCAGCUGCCAGGCGUCGUCCUGCCUCCACCACCGCGUCGCCUGGCACACCGACGAGACUUGCGAGGCGUACGACAAGCGCAACCAGGCGCGCCAGGCGGCCGAGAAGGCCUCCGAAAAAGCAAUCCGGGGGUCGAGCAAGCCUUGCCCAAAAUGCCAGCGCGACGUCCACAAGUUCGCCGGAUGCAACCACAUCACUUGCCUCUGCCGCCACGAGUGGUGCUACAUCUGCAGCGAACCCUGGCAGCGCCUCCAAACAGGCGCGCCCUACUGCCGACACGCAACAGGGUGCACGGAGCGCGACGCUUUGUUCGAGGCCUGGGAGGAGCUCAACCCAGGGCUGCUCCUGGCGGCGCCGGGGCCGCAGGGUCCAGGAAACAACAACAACAACAACAACGACGACGCUCCUCCUCCUUUUUUUCGGCCGCCGCUGCUGCCUCCCCAUGACCACCCAUGGCACGACCGGCCCGCCGUCGUUGUCGACAACCCUUUCGUCCCGCAGCGCCUGCGGGACCGGCGGAGAUUGGUGCGACGGUAUCGGCGUCCGCCUGGGCUGGAGGAUGAGCAGGCGGAGGACCCGGAUGAGGGCCAGGAGGGGGAGGGGGAUUUGGAGCCGCGCGCGGACUGAAACUUGGGUGGUUCAUGUGGUGGUGUGAUGGACGGGAUGAGGGGCUGUUGCUGUAAGAGGUUGUUGGUUUUGGGAGGUUGGGUUGUUGUGGGUUGUUGUUGUUUACCUAGGCU
Chaetomium fimeti is the source of this 2246-nucleotide messenger RNA. RefSeq lists its product as uncharacterized. The coding region runs from base 124 to 2133 and encodes 669 amino acids. Gene Ontology annotation, biological process: positive regulation of proteasomal ubiquitin-dependent protein catabolic process; ubiquitin-dependent protein catabolic process; protein polyubiquitination. The record is from RefSeq and is a predicted model, not a curated record. Gene Ontology annotation, molecular function: ubiquitin protein ligase activity; zinc ion binding; ubiquitin conjugating enzyme binding. Gene Ontology annotation, cellular component: cytoplasm; ubiquitin ligase complex. Lineage: Eukaryota; Fungi; Ascomycota; Sordariomycetes; Sordariales; Chaetomiaceae. The transcript has 2 exons.